This is a messenger RNA of Humulus lupulus (European hop), 2187 nucleotides long. Its product is annotated as 1-deoxy-D-xylulose 5-phosphate reductoisomerase, chloroplastic. The record is from RefSeq and is a predicted model, not a curated record. The coding region runs from base 364 to 1857 and encodes 497 amino acids. Lineage: Eukaryota; Viridiplantae; Streptophyta; Magnoliopsida; Rosales; Cannabaceae. Gene Ontology annotation, molecular function: protein binding; NADPH binding; 1-deoxy-D-xylulose-5-phosphate reductoisomerase activity. Gene Ontology annotation, biological process: isoprenoid biosynthetic process. The transcript is spliced from 13 exons.
UAAAAUUUUUGGACACGUUAGAUGGCACAAAAAAAAUAAACAUAUAAAAACGACAUGUCGUAUUGGACAAAUAAAUGAGAGUUUCGAGACCUGCCCCCUGGCUUUGUUUUCGUCGUUAUUGUCAGUGUAGCCCCCGCCAUACACUAUUUGCCAGGAUUCCACCGUUUCCAAAUCCACACACAGUACCAAUAAAAAGGUAAUUGAAUAACAAAACCAAGUCUUUGUGCAAUUCAAAGACACCCCAGAUUGAAAUAAAAGUAAGAUCUUUUUAGUUUUCUCUGGGAGACUUUGUGUUUCUUUUUGGUUUUGUGGAGUUUGAACGUAACGGUUAAAAAGGAGAAAACUUUAAAGGGUUCAGUUUAAAUGGCUCUGAACUUGUUAUCCCCAGCUGAAGUGAAGGCUCUCUCCUUUUUGGAGUCCACCAAGUCCAGCCGCUUCCCUAAGCUGUGUCCAGGUGGAAUUACUUUGCAUAGAAAGGAUUGCAGAGUACCACUUAGAAGAAUAGUUCAUUGUUCGGUGCAGCUACCUCCUCCAGCUUGGCCAGGAAGAGCUAUUCCAGAGCAAGGCCUCUGUAAUUGGGAUGUCCCAAAGCCUAUAUCUAUUCUUGGCUCUACUGGUUCUAUAGGAACUCAGACACUGGACAUUGUGGCAGAGAAUCCAGAUAAAUUCAGAGUAGUGGGACUUGCAGCUGGUUCGAAUAUAACUCUUCUUGCAGAUCAGAUCCAUUUGCAGAUCAUUCUAAGCGGGCCACUGAGAAGAUCCAUUUGCAGCCAACUGUGUGUUUGCCAAGAGGUGAAGAGAUUCAAGCCUCAAAUAGUUGCUAUUAGAAAUGAAUCAUUAAUUGGUGAACUAAAAGAGGCCUUAGCUGAUGUGGAAGAAAUGCCCGAAAUUAUUCCUGGGGAACAAGGAGUGAUUGAGGUUGCCCGGCACCCAGAUGUAGUCACAGUCGUUACAGGAAUAGUAGGUUGUGCUGGAUUACAGCCUACAGUUGCUGCAAUUGAGGCAGGUAAAAACAUAGCUUUAGCCAAUAAAGAGACCCUGAUUGCUGGAGGUCCUUUCAUCCUUCCUCUAGCUCACAAGCAUAAGAUAAAAAUUCUUCCUGCCGAUUCAGAACAUUCGGCAAUAUUUCAGUGUAUCCAGGGCUUGUCUGAUGGCGCACUGCGGCGGAUCAUUUUGACAGCAUCUGGGGGAGCUUUCAGAGAUUGGCCGGUUGAAAAGCUAAAAGAAGUUAAGGUUGCUGAUGCUCUGAAGCAUCCAAACUGGAGUAUGGGAAAGAAAAUCACUGUUGAUUCUGCUACCCUUUUCAAUAAGGGUUUAGAAGUCAUUGAAGCCCAUUAUCUAUUUGGAGCAGACUAUGACAAUAUUGACAUUGUAAUUCAUCCACAGUCUAUUAUACACUCUAUGAUUGAAACACAGGAUUCUUCUGUUCUGGCUCAGUUGGGGUGGCCCGACAUGCGAAUACCAAUUCUCUAUACCAUGUCAUGGCCAGACAGAAUAUACUGUUCUGAAGUAACUUGGCCUCGACUUGAUCUUUGCAAGCUUGGUUCUCUGACUUUUAAGAGUCCUGACAACAAAAAGUACCCGUCCAUGAAUCUUGCCUAUUCUGCUGGACGUGCUGGGGGCACCAUGACUGGAGUUCUCAGUGCAGCUAAUGAGAAAGCUGUAGAGAUGUUUAUUGAUGAGAAGAUAAGCUAUCUUGAAAUCUUCAAAGUUGUUGAGCUAACAUGCGACAAGCACCAGUCAGAGAUGGUGGCUUCACCUUCCCUUGAUGAAAUUAUCCAUUAUGACUCGUGGGCACGAGAGUAUGCAGCUACUAGUUUGCAGAACUCUUCCAAUCCAAGACCUGUUCCAGCAUGAGAGGAGACAACUUUGCCAUUGUUGACCAGGGUGGUAAAACUUUAUAGAAUCUGAAUUUAUGCUGAGAAUCAUCAUGAUUUCCCUCUAAUAGUGGCAAAUAAAAGUAGAGGAGAGUGUAGGGGUUUGGGUGAGUUAACAAAAUGUAUCUUCAUAUACAUGUAAAUAUUCAUCCAAAAUGUUCUUCCCCAUUAGAGAAAAAAAAAGUUAAUUGAAAUGCUUAAAAGCAUAUUCCCUGGCCAAGGCAAUUGUCUCAAAAGAGAAGAAACAAGACAAUUAAUGCAAAUCAAUUUUGUAUUUGAAAAUUCUUAAUGUGAUUCCAUUUUCUUGUCA